UCCCGGCGCUGCAGCCAACCGGCUUGUGCGCGUCCCAGGAGCGCGCUAUAAAACCUGCGCUGGUGGCGCCGGGCGGGAGCGGGCGAGCGCCGGACCUGGGGGAAGGCGAGCAGGGCCGAUCUCCGGCGGAGAGAGUCUCGUUUUGCAAAAGCGAGAGGAAAAAGCCUGAGCAUGCAGAGUGUGCAGAGCACGAGCCUCUGUCUGCAAAAACAGUGCCUCUGCCUGGCUUUCUUGCUUCUCCAUCUCCUGGGACCGGUAGCUGCGACUCAGCGCUGCCCUGCCCCGUGCCCGGGCCAGUGCCCCGCGACGCCGCCGACCUGCGCCCCCGGGGUGCGCGCGGUGCUGGACGGCUGCUCCUGCUGUCUGGUGUGCGCCCGCCAGCGCGGCGAGAGCUGCUCGGAACUGGAGCCAUGCGACGAGAGCAGCGGCCUCUACUGCGACCGCAGCGCGGACCCCAGCAACCAGACUGGCAUCUGCAUGGCGGUAGAAGGAGACAACUGUGUGUUCGAUGGGGUCAUUUACCGCAGUGGAGAGAAAUUCCAGCCAAGCUGCAAAUUCCAGUGCACCUGCAGAGAUGGGCAGAUCGGCUGCGUGCCCCGCUGUCAGCUGGAUGUGCUCCUGCCUGAGCCUAACUGCCCAACUCCAAGAAAAGUAGAGGUGCCCGGAGAGUGCUGUGAAAAGUGGAUCUGUGGCCCAGAUGAGAAGGGAACACUGGGAGGCCUGACCCUUGCAGCCUACAGGCCAGAAGCCACCCUAGGAGUUGAAGUCUCUGACUCAAGUAUCAACUGCAUUGAACAGACCACAGAGUGGAGUGCGUGUUCGAAGAGCUGUGGCAUGGGUUUUUCCAGCCGGGUCACCAACAGGAACCGCCAGUGUGAGAUGGUGAAGCAGACUCGGCUCUGCCUGGUGCGUCCCUGUGAACAAGAGCCCGAGGAACCAACAGAUAAGAAAGGAAAAAAGUGUCUCCGCACCAAGAAAUCACUCAAAGCCAUCCACCUGCAAUUCAAGAACUGCACCAGCCUGCACACCUAUAAGCCCAGGUUCUGUGGAGUCUGCAGUGAUGGCCGGUGCUGCACCCCCCACAAUACCAAAACCAUCCAGGUAGAGUUCCAGUGCUCCCCAGAGCACAUAGUCAAGAAACCAGUGAUGGUCAUUGGAACCUGUACCUGUCAUACCAAUUGUCCUAAGAACAACGAGGCUUUCCUCCAGGAGCUGGAGCUGAAGACUAGCAGAGGGAAAAUGUAACCUGUCGCUCAAGAAGCACCCCUACAGAGGCAAACUACAGCUGCUGCAUGACCCACCAUCCAAUGACCAUCAGAAAAAAAAUGAAGAAUCAUUAUUUCAUCCUUAAGUCCUGUGUAUUUUCUGUGACCACAUGAGGACAUUUAUAUCUGUCUUCUUUUUUUAAUGAAAGAUAUGAUUAACUAUAAACUUGGAAUCAAGGUAAGCUCAGGAUAUGACUUAGGGAUGACUUACUUUCCUGUGGUUUUAUGACAAAUGCAAAUUUCUAGCAAUUUAAGAAAGCAGAUAUAUGACUUACUACGUAGCCUAUAUCACAUUGCACUCAUCUUACUUUGUUGUGCACUAGUGCAAUGCCAAGGAAAUGUCACUGCAAUGACAUGGUGAAAUCUAGGAUCAUACUGAACAUGUACAAAUAUUUCACCCUAUAUCAAGGUUUGACUUGAGGAUUCUCUCUUGGGCUCCCUUUUUUUGGGUAGAUCAACUCUGAACUUCCAAGCCCAAGAUCCAAGGAAACAUACAGCUCUUCAACAUGAAGUCCAGAGACUUAUUAAUUUUCUGUUUAGUUGUAUACUAGGAAACAUGCUGUAUCUACAGUAAUGAUAUGUUUGUUAAGUAGACUGGUGUCAUGUACUUUCUCCAUUUCAGAAAAAUUGACUCCUUUCCAAUAGAAAGAAGCUCAACAGAAAACUCCCAAUGCAGAGAUGACUGUGCCCUCACAGCCCUCAUACGUUUGCAUCCUAGAGGCUGCUGAGGUCCACUAGUUGUUUUUGUUUUUUUUUUUAAUUCAGCAGAAGCGGAGCAUAUCAACAGGUAUCCUCUCAUCAGUAAGAUGAGAGGUUGCUCACAACCUCUGAUGACUUUCAAAUGUGCUUUGCAUGGAAUUUUGAAAAAGAAGAACAAAAUCAAAAUGACUAUGUUGGUGAGAAACCACAAAUUUUAUGGAAGUUUAGAAUUAUUGUAGACAUGCCCAAUACGUAUCCUUGGGCCAUGAUUAUGAAAACUCACAGUCAAGAUAUGUAUGUAUAUAUACGUGUAUCUCAUUUGUCAGGCUACAAAGUAGGCUGCAAAAUUCAAUAUAUCCAUUCCUCUAAUGUCACUAUAUGUGUUCCACUUUUCUUCUUUAAAGUAUUUAUAAAAAUAUAAAUUGUACAUUUUGUAAAAUAUUAUUUUUAAUUUCUCUACUUGUCAGACAUCACUAAAUAAAUGUGAUUUUAUUGCUG
Lemur catta (Ring-tailed lemur) is the source of this 2462-nucleotide messenger RNA. It is a transcript of the gene CCN3, whose product is annotated as cellular communication network factor 3. The record is from RefSeq and is a predicted model, not a curated record. Gene Ontology annotation, molecular function: heparin binding; integrin binding. Gene Ontology annotation, cellular component: extracellular matrix; extracellular region. Bases 172 to 1245 code for a protein of 357 amino acids. Lineage: Eukaryota; Metazoa; Chordata; Mammalia; Primates; Lemuridae. Gene Ontology annotation, biological process: signal transduction; cell adhesion. The transcript has 5 exons.